UUUCACCGGAAGUGAAACUCACUUACUGCAUUACGUUCGCAUCUUUCGUAUUGUUUAUCUUUCUCGAGAUGAACUCUAGUCGGCUUUACUUAUAUUUAUUGAAGUCUCUUUAAAUAGCCAUUAUUCGGACUAUAUUAAUGAGUUUUUAAGACAUUUAGAGUGUGGUUGUGUCACACAGCAGGCGUUAAUACGAGUGUUUAGGGUUUGUUGUGUGUUUUGGCCUGAGCUGAGACACAUUCAUAUAUUUCACACAUUUAUUCUUUUCCUUUUUUUUCUUUUUUUUUUGGCUCAGUGUUUUUUUUUUAUUUGUAUAGUAAAUCAUGGCUGUUGUCAACGAGGGAGCUCUUAAAAAGAUGCUGAAGCAAUACAAGUACAGAGAUCUCACUGUCCGAGAGAUAACAAACGUCAUCUCUCAGUACAAAGACCUCAAACCCGUUAUGGAUGCGUACGUGUUUAAUGACGGAUCAUCCAGAGACUUGAUGAGCCUCACAGGAACUGUACCCGUUAGUUAUAGAGGAAAUGUGUACAAUAUUCCCGUGUGCUUGUGGCUGUUGGAUACAUAUCCCUACAAUCCUCCUAUAUGUUUUGUGAAGCCCACCAGUGCGAUGAUGAUCAAGACCGGCAAACACAUUGAUGCCAACGGCAAGAUCUACCUUCCCUACCUGCACGAGUGGAAGCAUCCUCAGUCAGAUCUAUACGGGCUCAUCCAGGUCAUGAUUGUGGUGUUUGGUGAGGAGCCGCCUGUUUUCUCCAGACCCACGACACAGCCUCCUUACCAGGCCUUCCAAGCUGCCGGACCCCCCAACCAGUCCUAUAUGCCAGGAAUGCCAGCAGUGUCUCCAUAUGGGCCCAACCCAAACCCAUGUGGUUACCCGGGUUACCCUUACCCAGGAGGCAAUGCUUACCCUGCCACAAGUGGUCCUGCACAUUACCCUUCCCAGACUCCUGCCACCACUGUGGGUCCAAGUCGUGAUGGUACCAUCGGUGAGGACACCAUCCGAGCGUCGCUAAUCUCAGCUGUGAGUGAUAAACUGCGCUGGAGAAUGAAGGAGGAGAUGGACAGAGCGCAAGCCGAGCUGGACGCCCUGAAGAGGACAGAGGAAGACCUGAAGAAAGGACACCAGAAGCUGGAAGACAUGGUGUCCCGCCUGGACCAGGAAGUGGCUGAGGUGGACCGAAACAUUGAGCUCCUCAAGAAGAAGGACGAGGAACUGAGCGAAGCCCUGGAGAAGAUGGAGAACCAAUCAGAAAACAAUGACAUUGAUGACGUGAUCAUACCAACAGCCCCGCUCUACAAGCAAAUCCUAAACCUGUAUGCAGAGGAGAACGCUAUAGAGGACACCAUCUUUUACCUGGGAGAAGCCCUGCGGAGAGGAGUCAUCGACCUGGAGGUCUUCCUCAAGCAUGUGCGCUUGCUGUCCCGAAAACAGUUCCAGCUGCGGGCGCUCAUGCAGAAAGCAAGGAAGACCGCUGGACUGAGUGACCUUUACUGAGCCUGCCGUCACCAAUGCAUUCUCCUCCUGACACUCCAGCGCUGAUCAUAUGACCCGGACUCUGAUCUGGGUCAGUGGGAGCUCACCGGUUUAUGAUAUUUUACUUCAGUGAGAAUUUUAGCUACUGUACCUCCUUGAUUUGGAUAUUUGAACACUAAAAGGUCAAAACUAGCUCUGAGAAUUAGAAGUAAAUGAUACGUCAUAGACAUUAUGUUCCUUCUUUCAUUUGAGCUUCUCAUGUUAAACUGGCAGGUGUUUGCGUCUUUGGCUUUAGAUAUUUGUAUUAACCGUACAGAGUGAUGCAUUUAAAAUGAGACAUCCACAGGUAAUAUGUGAUAAAAAUGUGUGGAUAGCUACUCCUAUUUUCAUUCAGGCACUGUUACAAUUUAUUGUCAUACUUCAUACCUACGUGAAUCACAGGGAAAUUCACCCCAAAAAUGAAAAGAGAAAUGUACGUUUUGCAUAAAAAAUUAAACCUAUUUUUAGACUAUUCCGUUUUUUUACAUUGUGGCAUUAUCAUGACAGUUAAGUACAUGAGAAAAAUAAAUUCUUAUUGUUACUACUGUAACACAUUAAUAAAAUAUAUCCGGUCCAAGCAUUUUUGAUUACUUAAAAAAUAAAUAAAUAAAUAAAUAAAAUAAUAAAAAAAGAUAAAAUCAGCAUUACAUUUAAUCAUAUUUUUUGUGAAUUUUUGAAAAAUGUCUUUAAUAUCACAAUGCAAAAAAAGUAACUGUCUAAAAAUAGACUUCAUUUACUUUAUGCAAAAUAUAAUUUAUUGUUCCUUUUAUUUUGGGGUAAAAUAUGACAUUUCUUGAGAUUCACAGUGAACAGUGAUGACUUAUGGUUCAAUAUUUCAAUUUUAUUACAUUUAUUUUGCUGGAUUUAUUAUUUAUCGUCACAAUUGGGAACUAUUUGGUGUUCCAGAUUUAUUGUUAUGAUGUUAUAACUGUAAAUCAUUUAGUUGUAUACAAAGUAUGGGUUGCUACUAAUAAUGUUUGUUUUGAAUACUGAAAAGCUAUAAACUGUUGUACUGUACUUUAAAAUUUCUGACUGUUUAUUCUUCUAAAUGGGUUUAAAAUAUUAACAAUUCUUUAGAAGCUUUUUUUUCCCUUACCUGUUGGAUUUCAGUUGCAAUUGUUUUAAUGCACUUUUGGGAUGUGAAUUACAUUUUUAAGACUUGCGUUGCUGUUUCGUAGAGACUUUCCCCCCUAAUAUUUGUUCCAGGCUAUAGAUUGUCAAGCAGAUCAAAUAAAAUAACAUCUUGAUAGAUUUGUGAACAGUCAGCAAUUGCCUCAUGUUUUCAUAUUAGUGUGUGUAAUAAAUGGUUGGCAGGUCCCACUGUGCCAACUUGUAUUUUGACCUUGAGGUAUUAAACUCAAGACCAGCCUUAUAUUAAUUCUAUUUAAUGCACAUUUGGAAAUGCUCUAAUACACUUUUGACAGAUUAUUUAAACAACAUGGUUCACAAACCCAGUUUGUUUCGAUGUAGCUAUUAUGUCUAGAGUACAAACACAGAAAAACAGCUUUUGUAGUUAGUCACAUUGUUUAUUUGGUUACAGGCUGCAUCUCGAUUGUACAGUCACAAGCUUCAAGUAACGGCUAUAACCAACGCUGUGCAUUUACCACUCGGCUGGAGUGCGCCGUUCUCAUGGACCAACACUAACGGAAAUAAAAAUACGACAACAGCAUUUUGUUUCCAGCUGAUGCAUACAUACAUACUUGCACCAAUUACAAGUAGUUUUUAACACUUACUUUAAAUUAA
Messenger RNA from Pimephales promelas (fathead minnow), 3254 nucleotides. It is a transcript of the gene tsg101a, whose product is annotated as tumor susceptibility 101a. Gene Ontology annotation, biological process: protein transport; protein modification process; endosome to lysosome transport. Gene Ontology annotation, cellular component: ESCRT I complex. NCBI's taxonomy places the organism in Eukaryota, Metazoa, Chordata, Actinopteri, Cypriniformes, Leuciscidae. Gene Ontology annotation, molecular function: ubiquitin binding. The record is from RefSeq and is a predicted model, not a curated record.